Molecule: messenger RNA, 1213 nt
Organism: Aspergillus caelatus
Lineage: Eukaryota; Fungi; Ascomycota; Eurotiomycetes; Eurotiales; Aspergillaceae
Product: Rho4-like protein
Exons: 3
Coding region: 304-1152 (282 amino acids)
Biological process (GO): small GTPase-mediated signal transduction
Molecular function (GO): GTPase activity; GTP binding
Source: RefSeq, a predicted model, not a curated record
GUGAAACUCGACGUCUCUUGCUUUCUUUUCAGAACCUAGACUGCUGCUCUCGAUCUUCGAAUUCUUUUUUUUUGUUAUUUUCUUGCCGUCAUCUUUCUCAACAGCCUUCAUCUCCAUCAUCCUCACCUUAUCACAGAACCUAUCGACCGUUGGAAACUGAAAAUUUCCGGGAAACCGUUAAAACGGGCAGUGGAUCUAUCUAUAAGCAAUAGAUCAGAAGGACAAUUCCAUUUUCGGCGCCGCUGAGCACCACGUUCUCCUAAAAUCUCCUAAUUGAACCUCAGCAUUCCGCCUUCCGCCAUCAUGUCGAGCCAUAUGUACGAUGACCAGCCUUAUGCAGUGUCACGACGUCAUUCGGUAAAAACACCUCCUCCUUCAUCCACUCCCCGGCACAGCAGGGGGCGCAGCCAGAGCGUCCGAGUGAGCAAUGGAACUGCCAGCACAAAUACCAGCAUCUCAAGUGGGAGAAUGUCGGAAGCGACGAAUAUCACUCAACCACCCGCAUACUCGAAAAAGUUCGUUGUGGUGGGAGAUGGUGGAUGUGGAAAGACUUGUCUCUUAAUUAGUUACUCGCAAGGGUAUUUUCCGGAAAAAUACGUUCCGACAGUGUUUGAGAACUACAUCACGCAAACCAUCCAUCGAGCGUCAGGGAAGACGGUCGAACUUGCCCUCUGGGAUACUGCAGGCCAGGAAGAGUACGACCGUUUGCGCCCGUUAUCCUAUCCCGAGACUGAUCUACUCUUCGUUUGCUUUGCAAUUGAUUGCCCCGCAUCUCUAGAGAAUGUGAUGGAUAAGUGGUACCCCGAAGUCCUACAUUUCUGCCCCACGACACCAAUCAUCCUGGUUGGUUUAAAGUCCGAUUUGCGCAACAAGAGGACUUGCAUUGAACUCCUUAAAACUCAAGGACUGACGCCAGUGACACCAGAGCAAGGUCAGGCAGUGGCUCGGCGGAUGAAUGCUUCAUACAUUGAAUGUAGUAGCAAGGAAAUGCGCGGUGUGGACGGGGUUUUCGAAAUGGCUGUUGACACUGUUGUGUCGGCCGAAGAACAGUUUAGCUGGAACAACCGUCAAAGUCAUAGUACCAGUGGCAAACCUCCUGGAGGUGGCGGUGGUCCUAAGAAGGUCAAGAAGCGUACAUGCAAGAUCUUGUAGAUCGUUUUUCUUGUCUCGACGUGUCCCAUGCUCCCCCCCCCCCCCUUCCUUGUUUUUGUUU